AGGUACCUUACCGCGAGCGCUGCAUAAGUGCUUCCUUUUCUGUGUAAAGUUUUCAUAAUGGGUCGUGUCAGAACCAAGACAGUCAAAAAGGCCUCCAAGGUCAUCAUUGAGAAAUACUACACCCGCCUUACGCUUGAUUUCCACACAAACAAGCGUAUUGUCGAGGAAGUCGCCAUCAUCCCGACCAAGCCACUCCGCAACAAGAUUGCUGGUUUCGUCACACAUUUAAUGAAGCGUCUCCGCCACUCACAGGUCCGCGGAAUUUCCAUCAAAUUGCAAGAAGAGGAACGUGAACGUCGCGACAACUACGUGCCCGAAGUUUCCGCAUUGGAGCAAGACAUCAUCGAAGUUGAUCCCGAAACCAAGGAAAUGUUGCGUAUGCUUGACUUCACAAACAUUACCGGACUCCAAUUGACACAACCAACCACCGGUAACUUUGGCAACCGAGGAAACCGCAACUAAAUUGUAUCAUUGAGUGCAUCGGAGACCAUCUGCCGACGGAUAAUUUUGUAUCAAUACAAAAAAAUCAAGACUUCCUUGAUGAAAUAAAUAAUUUUGAAGACCAUAAAAAA
Messenger RNA from Culicoides brevitarsis, 572 nucleotides. It is a transcript of the gene RpS17, whose product is annotated as small ribosomal subunit protein eS17. Gene Ontology annotation, biological process: translation. NCBI's taxonomy places the organism in Eukaryota, Metazoa, Arthropoda, Insecta, Diptera, Ceratopogonidae. Bases 58 to 462 code for a protein of 134 amino acids. Gene Ontology annotation, molecular function: structural constituent of ribosome. Gene Ontology annotation, cellular component: ribosome. The transcript is spliced from 3 exons. The record is from RefSeq and is a predicted model, not a curated record.